UCUCACACACCCCACCACCCAAGAGGUUCAUUUUGUCAAUCAAAUUCAUUUCAAAUCACUCUAACACACACUAUUACCCAUCAAUUUCCUUGGACGGGUUUUCGAAAAGCUUCCUCAUUUCUGCCCAGAAACCAACGCAAAAAGGGUUCUUUAUUAUGCCAUUCCUCUCUUCUUUCGCCUUCCAUCUCUGUCUCUACUCCUCCAACACAAUGGCCAUCAAGAAACCCCUCAACCUUGUUUUCUUCAUUUUUCUUGUUUCACUCCCAUUUGUUCAAUCCGAGUUCAAGAAAACCACUCUUCAUUUCCUUAAGGUUGUUUUUCGCUCUGUUAAGUCUCAAACAAACACACAGGUUGCAAGAUUUGGGAAUGAAGCUGCUUCUUCUACUGGCACGGUUGAAGACUCAGCAAGAGAAGUUCCAACGGGACCUGACCCUCUUCAUCACAAUAAUCACCCUAUAGGCCAUUGAGUUCCCUUCCUUCAAUAUAUGCUUAUUCCACUCUUUGUUUUUAUCUUAUAUUUCCAUUAAUGGUUCAAUGUCAUAUCAUCAUUUAAGUGCUAUACGACCUUUAUCUUCUGCAAUGUGCUUACUUUUGUAUAUAAUCAGAAAAGGUUAUACUUA
This is a messenger RNA of Vigna unguiculata (cowpea), 620 nucleotides long. RefSeq lists its product as uncharacterized. NCBI's taxonomy places the organism in Eukaryota, Viridiplantae, Streptophyta, Magnoliopsida, Fabales, Fabaceae. Gene Ontology annotation, molecular function: receptor serine/threonine kinase binding. The record is from RefSeq and is a predicted model, not a curated record.